Scophthalmus maximus (turbot) is the source of this 2370-nucleotide messenger RNA. RefSeq names its product homeobox protein unc-4 homolog. Gene Ontology annotation, molecular function: sequence-specific double-stranded DNA binding; DNA-binding transcription factor activity, RNA polymerase II-specific. The record is from RefSeq and is a predicted model, not a curated record. The transcript has 4 exons. Lineage: Eukaryota; Metazoa; Chordata; Actinopteri; Pleuronectiformes; Scophthalmidae. Bases 594 to 2282 code for a protein of 562 amino acids. Gene Ontology annotation, biological process: regulation of DNA-templated transcription.
GACCAGCAGAGCAAACUCCUGAAUUAAAGGGCCGUGCACCGGGUGUAAUUAACCAUCGAUCCGGAAAGAAAGAAAGAAAAGAAAAGAGAAGAAAAGAAAACUCUCUCUCUCUCUCUCCCUCUGUUUUUACCUCGCGCUGCUCUGCCUUCCCCAUUAACCGCGCCUCUGACGUCACGGGGCGAUUAGCGUCUCUUAUUGGUCCCGCGAGCGCACGGAGGAGUCCUAACGAGCAGGGCUCGCGGAGGAGAGGCAGCAGCAGCGGGGUCCACAUCUCCGCUCCGGACCCGCGAACGAGAAGCACCUCGGCCGGCACAGACCCCCCUUCCCCCCUCCCCCCCACACCCCCGGUGUCCGCCGCGUCGCGAGGCUCCGCUGCAAGAGCCGCACGGUGGCCGCGGGAGACGGCCGUUACCCCGUCCUCCUCCUGGUCCUGGUCCUGGUCCUCCUCCUCAUCCUCCUCAUCCUCAUCCUCCUCCUCCUCAUCCCGACUUUGUGGUGGUUGUGGCUGGUUGUUUUUCUCUUGACUGCAUGUUCAGCCACACUGCCCCCCUCUGCAUCUUCACUUCGGCGCCGCCGCAGCCCCGGCGACGAGCAUGGACAGUCGGGUCCUCGAGCAUCCUCACGCCCCGUUCGGAGGCUCCCUGGGCGGGCUGGUGGGCUUCCCGUACUCGCUCGGCCCCCCCCACCACCACCACCACCACCAUCACCUCCACCAGCACCACCAGCAGCAGCACCAGCAGCAGCAGCAGCAGCACGUCUUCGAGCUCGCCGGCGGGCACCAGCUGCAGUCCGCCGCCGCCGUGCCCUUCUCCAUAGACGGAUUACUUAACGGCGCCUGCUCGGCCUCGGUGGUCGGCGCCGGCUCGCUGCUGUCGCCCGACAGCCAGCAGUUCAAACUCUCAGAUGCCGGGGACCCGGAUAAGGACAGUCCCGGCUGCAAGCGCAGACGCACGCGGACCAACUUCACGGGCUGGCAGCUGGAGGAGCUGGAGAAGGCGUUCAACGAGAGCCACUACCCGGACGUGUUCAUGCGGGAGGCGCUGGCGCUCCGGCUGGACCUCGUGGAGUCCAGGGUUCAGGUCUGGUUCCAAAACCGACGCGCCAAGUGGAGGAAGAAGGAGAACACAAAGAAAGGCCCGGGGCGGCCCGCGCACAACUCCCACCCGACCACGUGCAGCGGCGAGCCCAUGGACCCCGAGGAGAUCGCGCGGCGGGACCGGGAGCGGGCCGAGAAGAAGAAGCGGAAGCAGGAGCGGAAGCUGCUGAAGUCGCAGAACAAGCUCCUGCCGGGCGACAGCCUCCACACGCCCGGCGGCUCGGAGAGCGACAGCGGCGUCUCCCAGUACACGGACAGCGAGCAGCCGCCGCCGACCACGACCACGACUCUUAGCGGGACUAUUCACAUCGAGCUGCCGGCGACGAGGGGCGCGGGCGGACACCAGACCGACUCCAGCCUUGACCAUACGAGACACGACUUGGGCCGACUGCAGGACCACCACCGAAACCAAAGAACCGCAGGGGAGCUGGAGCAGGUUUCUCCGGGCAGCACGCACAGCUCCAGCCCCGGAGGCCCGAGGUCCUCUGCCCUGCAGAAGAGGAACCCGUUCAGCGUGGAGAGCCUCCUCUCCGACGCCACGCCCCGACGGAAAUCCCUGCUGGACUUCCCCUCGCUGCCCAGUCAGAGGACGCUGGUGGGGAAAGGUCACUUCCUGCUUUACCCCAUUACACAUCAGCCCCUGGGCUUCUUGGUGCCCCAGACGGCCCUGAAGGCCACGCCGUGCCAGGACAACUUGAACAGGCUCAGCCUGGGACAGAGGUGUGUGCCGGGCGAGGCGAGCCCCGCUCCCGCCGACCUCUCCGGCUUCGUCGCCGCGAAGCCCCUGAACUCGGAUCAUACGCAGCAUCACACGCACCACAAUCACAUUAGCAAUAGAGUGGACGGAGCGGACGCGGACGCGGAGGAGGAGGAGGAGGGCGACUGCGCCGACGACGGCCGAUUCCCCGUUUCCCCUCUGCCGCACGGCGCGGCCCUGGCCCGGCUGAGCACGUCGGCGCAGUCCGGCGAGGAGAGGACUCUGAGAGUUCAAACGGAGGUGGAGGCGGAGGCGGAGGCGGCGGCGGCGGGCGGCGGUGGCGGCUGCCAAGCUGCUGCGGAGCCGAGCGCCGAGGAGAAGGGCGCGGGCGAGGAGCGCGCGUCUCCAGACCUCUCCGGGUGUCUCGAGGCAAACACAGACUGUCAAGAAGCGCCCGCGACAGACGGCGAGGACGUCGAUAUGGACUAACACUUUUGCGAGGAGCGAACACAAACAAAAAGGAACCAGGAACACUGCAGCUCACACACACACACACACACACACACACACACACACA